AUGACCUGCAUACAAAAUGUGACGUCAAAAGUUCAGGUGGUUAAAGGAUCAAGCGCCUAUCAGAAAGCUUUCAGGAUUGAUUCCACGUCUAAACUGCGCAUGUCUACUAAGCGAGUGUUCUGGAAAAGCAUCCCAUUGAGUUUUUCCUUGACGACGACCUUCCGAUUGAACAUGGAUUCGUUUGACGUCAGCUGGUACGUCUUCUACAUACAGGAUCACAAGGGAAGGAUCCAGUUCGGACUGCAAGUGAAUCCAAAGAGGAAGCUACUGAGGUUUAAAUUGAUGCAUCCCACAAAACGAAAUCUUCAAAACUUUGAUCUAUCAUUGGAUAACGAAUACUUCGCUAAAACAUACAAAUCUCUUUUCACGGUAUUUCAAGAUAUAUUUUUACAUUUACCUAUUGACACCCAAUGA
This is a messenger RNA of Helobdella robusta, 414 nucleotides long. RefSeq lists its product as hypothetical. The record is from RefSeq and is a predicted model, not a curated record. NCBI's taxonomy places the organism in Eukaryota, Metazoa, Annelida, Clitellata, Rhynchobdellida, Glossiphoniidae. Bases 1 to 414 code for a protein of 137 amino acids. The transcript is spliced from 5 exons.